Prorocentrum cordatum is the source of this 870-nucleotide messenger RNA. NCBI's taxonomy places the organism in Eukaryota, Dinophyceae, Prorocentrales, Prorocentraceae. The record is from the annotation of a GenBank genome assembly.
AUGUCUCAGGUCACCACGGACGUAGCCGCGCGCGGCAUCGACAUCCCGCUACUGGACCACGUGUUGAACUUUGACUUUCCGCCCAGCUCCAAGCUUUUCGUGCACAGGUCGGGGCGCACGGCGCGCGCCGGCAAGGCUGGCCUGGCGGUGUCGCUGGUGACGAUCGACGACCUGCCGUACACCGUGGAGCUGAUGCUCUUCCUGGGGCAGAAGCUGGAGGCGACCGGGCCCGGCUCCGGGACGGGGGCGCCGGGCAAGCCGCUGAUCGGCGCGGUGCCCACGAUGGAGCACGAGGUGGAGAGCCUUAGCUCGAUCAUCCACGAGCCGGACUCGCAGGUCAACAGCCUCUACAAAUCCAUGAUGGCGUCCUAUCGGCUCUACAACAAGACGAGGCCUUCCGCGUCGAAGCAGAGCGUCCAGCGCGCGAAGCAGCUGCUGGACGCCUGCGGCGGGCCAGCGCAGCUGCAGCUCCUCAUCCACCCGGCCUUCCGCGGCAGCGAGACCGCGCUGCAGCGCACGGCGCACCACGACGCGCCGCCCGUGGCCGCGGCCCGGGACAGCGGCGAGUCGACCACGGCCGACCUCAUCAAGGAGCUCCGCAGCUUCCGGCCGCGAGAGGAGAAGGUUGGCAACGUGCUCUCCUCCAGCUCGAUGCGGGUCAUGGGGCAGGCCAAGCUGGACGCCAGCACGGCGUCGAAGGCACAGGAGCACCUGGCGGGCAUCGAAUGGGGCAAGGGAGCCGCCUCUGCACCCUCGCAGACGGGCCUCCGCGGUGGCCGAGGAUCCGGCCCCCCGCCUGGAGAGGGCCCGAAGCGGAAGGCCGAGGCGGCGCCGCGUGGCCCCCGCGUGUCGAAGAGGGCUCGCAGGAGA